AUGUUCAAGCUCACCGCUCUCCUCGUCGCAACCGCCGCUCUCGUCGCUGCCCAGGGCACUGCGGAUGUUCCCGAGUGUGUGCUCACCUGCAGCACCAAUGCUCUCGAGGGCUCUGGCUGCACGUCCAUCACCGACACGUGCAUCUGUACCUCGACAGAAUUCCAGACUGCUGCUCUUGCCUGCUUGACCGCCAACUGCACGGCAACCGAACAACAAGCUGCCCUCACCCUUCAGUCAACGCUCUGCGGUAACAGCACCUCUGGAACUGCAAGCGGAACUGCAUCUGCCACUGGCUCUGCAAACGGAACUGCCUCUGCUACGGGCUCGCACACCACCCCGCACGGUUCGACCACCGGCACCCAGGCCAGCACGAGCGCGUCCUCCACCUCGUCUCCAGGUGCUGGCUUCCACACCGCGUCCAUGGCCACUGGCGCUGCUCUCGCCCUCUUUGGCGCUGCCGUCUCGCUCUUCUAA
Messenger RNA from Serendipita indica DSM 11827, 474 nucleotides. The record is from the annotation of a GenBank genome assembly. Lineage: Eukaryota; Fungi; Basidiomycota; Agaricomycetes; Sebacinales; Serendipitaceae.